This is a messenger RNA of Ramularia collo-cygni, 1368 nucleotides long. Its product is annotated as related to beta (1-3) glucanosyltransferase. Gene Ontology annotation, biological process: fungal-type cell wall (1->3)-beta-D-glucan biosynthetic process. NCBI's taxonomy places the organism in Eukaryota, Fungi, Ascomycota, Dothideomycetes, Mycosphaerellales, Mycosphaerellaceae. Gene Ontology annotation, molecular function: 1,3-beta-glucanosyltransferase activity. Gene Ontology annotation, cellular component: cytoplasm; fungal-type cell wall. The record is from RefSeq and is a predicted model, not a curated record. The transcript is spliced from 4 exons. The coding region runs from base 1 to 1368 and encodes 455 amino acids.
AUGCUUUCCUCUGUGAUCGUACUGGCAACGCUGUUGUCUUCGAUACUUGCCAUUCCCACGAUCGAGACAAAGGGUUCCAAGUUCUUCACCAGCGACGGCAACCAAUGGUACAUCAAAGGAAUCGCCUACCAGCUGACCGAGGACGAUCCACUUGCUCAAGGCUCCCAAUGCCAACUCGAUGCCAGCCUCAUGAAGACUCUCGGUGCCAACGCCAUUCGGGUCUACCACGUCGACCCUUCUGCUGAUCACGAUGCAUGCAUGUCUGCCUUUUCGGAUGCCGGCAUCUACGUCUUCCUCGACCUGGACACCUUCGACACUUAUAUUCUGCCCGAAGCCAACAAGCCUCAAUGGAAUGGCACUCAAUUCAAGCGGUACGCCGAGGUCAUGGACGCCUUCCACAACUACGACAACGUUGCCGGCUUCUUCGUGGGUAACGAGGGCUUGAACACUGGUGCCGACAGCGUAGCUGCACCAUAUGUCAAGGCUUCUGCGCGUGAUAUGAAGGCACACCGGGACAGCAUGGGCUACCGCAAGAUUCCUGUGGGAUACAGCGCCACCGAUGCCGGUCAACUACGUCCCAACCUUCAAAACUAUCUUGCGUGCGGCAGUAAUGCUUCCGAGGCGCUCGACUUUUUUAGUCUGAAUGCAUACGAGUGGUGCGGAGAUGCUACGUUCGAAGUCAGCGGUUACCAGUUUCUUCAGAUGAACGCCAGCGAGUACAACAUCCCAAUCUUCUUUUCCGAGACUGGCUGCAACACGGUAAAGCCACGCACGUUCCAAGAUCAGUCUGCUAUCUUGGGACCCAAAAUGAUGAACACUUGGUCCGGCGCAAUCAUUUACGAGUGGAUCGAGGAGACAAACAACUACGGCCUCAUCUCGUAUGGACCAAAGCCGGCGGACGGUGCCACUGGUGCCAACAUCGUUGCUGGCUUUACUCGAGCUGGUACCCCAACGCCUGUCAGCCCCGACUUUGAGAACCUGAAGAGUCAGUGGGCAACUCUGGCUCCAACCGGAGUUUCCUCCGCCGCAUACUCUCCGUCACUCUCGCCUCCUGCCUGCCCAUCAUCUACCUCUGGUCUCUGGAAUGUCGACGGCAACGUCCCACUUCCUACCGUUGGACAGGAGUUCAUGGCUCUUGGCUCCAGCAAUCAGGUUGCUAGCACUGGUACUGGUACUGAUACGACUUCCGGCUCGGGGACUUCUCAGACUGCAUCAUCCGCAUCUGGCUCGUCACCAUCUGCGAGUGAGACCAAGAAGUCGUCCGCUUCUGCAAGCAAGCGGGACGUGGCAGAGAGUAACCUUUUCAGGCUUUUGGUCCAGACUGGUCUAGGUCUUGCUGCCAUGGCAGUGUUCGCUGGUCUGAUGUAA